AUGUUGGAACGAGUCCGGCUCCUAGACAUCAUCUCGUCUUGGGCAAAGGGAACUCACGUCACCUACAAAUCUAAGCUGAAGGUCAUUCAUGAUUUCGAAAAGGAGUUUGCUCUCACAGUUCUUCGCCCAUCCAAUCUCAUGGAGCCUCCAUCUGGACCAGAUAUCUCUCUGAUGUGGUGCCAAGAGUGGUACAGUCUUCGUCACUCCACAAGGAAAUACGACAAAGAUGUUCAAACACCCAUCAGUUUCAACUCUGUGCGCGCUCUGCGUUCAGCGGCAUCCCAAUGGUUUGCCCUUGAGUCGCUCAAUACGCCGCAGAACGCCUACAUGUCACAAGACAAGAAGGUUCUCUACCAAGAUUGCCGGCCGACAGACAACCUUACAUUUCAUCUCUUUGCGAAGGGAAUGGUGACACGAAUGGGCGACUACUCUCGGCCAUCAGUAGCCUUGUUGGACCGCCAUAUUCGUUACUUGAUGAACUCGUUGGAAAACCACUUUGCAGAAGCAACGACAGAGACACAAAAGCGCGACAUCUCGCUUGCCGGCCUAGCAACUCUCACUCUCUGGCUCGGGUGGCUCCGCUCUGCUGAGUGUUUUGGUAUCAAUUGGGAAGAUUGUUCCAUUCUGGAACAUGAAGACUAUGCACAAGCUGACCUCCCACGUAACUGUGGUAUGGUCACUUUCCGACUCAACCCUGUCACUAAGUCGGAGCGCACUCGAACUGCUGAUGUUAUCAUCGCAUACACUACUCGAUCAGGCUACUGUAUCGGGAAGUGGUUCCACAGAGCGCAAACGUACCGGGCCCGACGUACAGGGCCCGUUUUCUGCCAUGCCAAUGGCACAGUUUGGACCUCUCAUUUCUUCCGGACUACCUAUCUCUAUCCAAGUCUCAAAAAGCAGCGUUUGGAGGGCGACCCGCUUCUAUUGCCUUUCGAUGGAUCCAUAUCCAACACCAUUGAAAGCCGAUUCUGGUCUCUCCACACAUUCCGUCGCGGUGGCCGCAGUCACGUCUCCCGCGGCGAAUCCUACGCUGGUAAACGCCUCACGAUUGCCUCGGAAACCCAGGUCUACGAACAUGGGCGUUGGCGCUAUCGCCGAGCCAACGAAAAAGUCGGAACAAGUUACCGUGAAUGGACGCCUCGUGAACGAGUCAAGAUUACUUUGUACUGUCAUUAA
Cylindrotheca closterium is the source of this 1176-nucleotide messenger RNA. NCBI's taxonomy places the organism in Eukaryota, Bacillariophyta, Bacillariophyceae, Bacillariales, Bacillariaceae. The record is from the annotation of a GenBank genome assembly.